AUGGCUCGGUUGUUCUCCUCACCGACUAAAAACAAAAGGAUGAAGAAGAAGAAGGCUAUGGCUGAAGGACGUGUCAGAGACUGUGACUCUUCGAGGAUCAUAAAUGAUCAUCAUGGUGCUGGCCAACGUACAGAUUCGCCGCCACGGACGAUCGAUUCCGAACUGCGAAGAAAGGAGUUUUUGUUCAGUAUUGGGAUGAGUUGUUACUUGCUACAUCUGAUUACUAAUGAGAGAGAAGAGACUCACAAGAUAGUCAAGCUACGUAACGAUAUAGAGAAGCUUCUUGAGUGUAGGAAGGAUGAAAUGAGGCGUAAAGAGGAAGAGUUUGACGAGUUAAGGAACGAUAUAGACAAGUUAUUACAAUAUUACAAUGAUGGUUUGAGGCGAAAACAACAGAGGUUUGUCGCUGGGAAGCAAGAGCAGUGUGGCGUUGUGGAAACUUCUAGUGAUUACUAUUACUCUCCACAGUUACCAGAGACAUCAUCUUUGACUGUUGGAGGUGAAGGUUCUUUUAACCAUUAUUUAUUUAAGGGAAAGGGAGAAGACUUUGGAGGAGACAUGGAUCAGCUUGAAGCAGAACUUGAAGCUGAGUUUGAGCUUCUAAAUAUUGGUCACAACCAAGAGGGUCAAUAUUCUAAGCUCAAGGAGGUUUCAGAGGAGAGUGAAGAUUCAGAAGGAAUAAGGCCAUUGGAGGAACAACAACAAGGAGUGUGUCCUUAUGAGCUAGAGAGGAGGCUACAUGAGCUCAUAGAAAGAAGACAAGAAGAGAAGAUAAAUGAGCUGCAAAUUGCAUUGGAAGAUGUUAAGCAAAGGCUUCAUGUCAAAGAGGCUGAAGUUUCUUGGUGGAAAGACACUGCUCACAUUGUGUCUGAACAUAUUCCUCAACCUUCUUAG
Eruca vesicaria subsp. sativa (arugula) is the source of this 894-nucleotide messenger RNA. The record is from the annotation of a GenBank genome assembly. NCBI's taxonomy places the organism in Eukaryota, Viridiplantae, Streptophyta, Magnoliopsida, Brassicales, Brassicaceae.